This is a messenger RNA of Notothenia coriiceps (black rockcod), 1678 nucleotides long. It is a transcript of the gene mpc2b, whose product is annotated as mitochondrial pyruvate carrier 2b. The record is from RefSeq and is a predicted model, not a curated record. The transcript has 5 exons. Lineage: Eukaryota; Metazoa; Chordata; Actinopteri; Perciformes; Nototheniidae. Bases 256 to 669 code for a protein of 137 amino acids. Gene Ontology annotation, cellular component: mitochondrial inner membrane. Gene Ontology annotation, biological process: pyruvate import into mitochondria.
CAGAAAGUCACCUCGUCGGUCAGACAGAAGCUAGCGGCGCUAACAUGCUCACAGUGUUUCCUAGGGAAGGUCGAAAGUAGGAUAGCGUCAUCCAUUCAUAUCCUUCAAGCUUCCUGCUAUCAAUUUACUGGACACCAUCCUCCAAGUGAACAAAGGAACACUUUUAUUUUAAAAAGUCUGUGGCUUUUUAAAGAAAGAUCCUUAGCUUCCUCACCUCUUUAGCGAGCUAGCUUCUGUCAGUUUCCCAAUACAGUCAUGGCUGCACUGAGAGCCUCCUAUCACCGGAUUUUGGACAAGAUCGAGCACAAACUGCCCGCAAAACUGAGACCCCUGUACAACCACCCAGCAGGUCCAAAGACAGUGUUUUUCUGGGCUCCAGUGUUUAAAUGGGGUCUGGUUGGAGCUGGUCUGGCUGAUAUGAGUCGGCCAGCAGACAAACUCAGUCUCUCCCAGUCUGGAGUGCUGACAGCCACAGGCCUGAUCUGGUCCAGAUACUCGCUGGUGAUCACCCCGAAGAACUGGAACCUGUUUUGUGUCAACUUCUUCCUCGGCGCCGCAGGAUCCUCCCAGCUCUACCGGAUCUGGAGGUUCCACCAGGAUAAGAAGGCAGAGGAUAAGAAGGCAGAGGAGGAAAAGGCGCAAAAGGCCCUCGAGGCUCCGGAGUCCUGAGAGCUUCAUCCUGAUGCCACGCUGCGCUUCCUUCAGGGGACUGAAGCGGAGACUUCACUCCCCUCCAUCAUCUCCUCGUCGUCCCGUGUUAACACCCUGCCAUAACCCUCCUUAUACCACAUUACGCCUGUCCCUGUUGGAAAUGUGCACUUUCCCUCAAGUUUCACAUUUCCUCAGGUUUUAAAAAAACAAAGAAGACAGACAUUUUUUUUUUAACUGUAGUCAACACACAAUCAAGAAAUGUGGUCAUUAACGCACAAGUUACCCACUUGUUAAACAACUUAUGAUUGUACAUUCUUGAAUUUAAGUUCAUGCUUUAUGUCUCGUGCACUACUUGGGAAGUUUUUGCAUUUUUAACACCAUUUUUUUUACGAGUAGCAAUCAGUACCUCAUGCAAUCAUUUCCCAAAAAAUGUAACUCUUCGGGUUUGUGUUGAACGUAGUUUAAAGGGAUGUGUUCUCCAAAUGAAAUUAAGGAUUCAUCACAGUAACCUCUCCAUUUACCUAUUUAUAAUUAGAUUGCAGUUGUUGCAUCUGUACCUCAGUGAUUAUUAGGUCAAUUUUGAUUACCAUGUAAUGAUUCCUUCCAUUUUAAUGGCUUUUAAUCUGUGUGAGCAAAUCAUUAUUUAUUAAUCACUUGAUGAAAACAAAUAUCUCUAGCUGUAUAGAGAGAUUGCUGUUAUUUUCUGAUUAUUUAUCAGGACUGCUUGAACCAAUGCCACAUAUUUAACCUGUGCAACUUUUUAUUGAUUGUUACAGAGUCGACUAGCACCACUGAAAUGCUAUCGGCUCUUUAUCAGAACAAGGUGUUAUAUAUAUAUUUUUUAACUAUAGUGUUUUAUUUGACACGUUUCUACUAUAGUUAAAAUUAUAAAUUUUAAUCCCCUGAAUAUUUGAGCAAUAACUGGUGUCAUCACUUUAAAAUAUGUCUGUAUCUGCUGACUGUUUGAACAAAUGGCACUUUGACGGUCGGUCAUACUAUGUCCUCCUAAUAAAGCCUCUUUAACACC